Molecule: messenger RNA, 789 nt
Organism: Contarinia nasturtii (swede midge)
Lineage: Eukaryota; Metazoa; Arthropoda; Insecta; Diptera; Cecidomyiidae
Product: serine/threonine-protein phosphatase 4 regulatory subunit 2-like
Exons: 4
Coding region: 1-789 (262 amino acids)
Source: RefSeq, a predicted model, not a curated record
AUGAAGGUUAAAAAACAUCACCAUGGUGCAAAAAUUGUUGGCAAUACCGCAAGAAAAAAAGAUAUUGAGUGGAUAUGGAUUAAAAAAGUUCGUCCAAGUCACUCGUACAUAUCAAGCAACUCUGAUGAGGAAGACGAUACUCCCAUUGCCUGUCUUAAGCGAGAGUCCGACAAUCGAUCAAAAAUACAUCAGAGUUCGACUGAUGAUUCUUCGAGCGAAAAUGAAAAGGGAAAUAGCGAGGAAUUCUCUUUCAUCGAUGAUCUUUUGGACAGAAAUAAUGAUGAAUCAAAUGAAUAUGAAGAGGUCCCUAAAGAGGAAUUUUCUAUCACCGAUGAUCUUUUGAACAGAAAUAAUGAUGAAUCAAAUGAAAGAAGCGAUGACAAUAUAUCUGUAAGCGAUUCUCUACCAGAGGAAGCAUUUGAUGAAAGCCAUAACGAAAUGCAAACAGAAGAAGAAAUGUGGCAUCAAGACGAAAGCAAAUUAACGGAUCUGGUCAAUAAAAUUGAGACUGAUGAAUAUGAAGAGGCCACUAAAGAGGAAUUUUCUAUCACCGAUGAUCUUUUGGACAGAAAUCAUGAUGAAUCAAAUGAAAGUAGCAAAGAUGAUUUCGAUGACGCUAUGUCAGGUGCGAAUGAGACUGUAUAUGAUGCAAUUCAUUACGAAAUGCCAACAGUUGAAGAGAUUCCGGAUCAAAAUCAGAGCCGAUUAACGAACCAGAUCAUUAAUAUUGAAACCAAUGAUGAUGAAGUCACGAGCGAUAGUAAAUCUUGUGUCCUAAUCUUUUGUUAA